Molecule: messenger RNA, 4666 nt
Organism: Gasterosteus aculeatus aculeatus (three-spined stickleback)
Lineage: Eukaryota; Metazoa; Chordata; Actinopteri; Perciformes; Gasterosteidae
Gene: farp2
Product: FERM, RhoGEF and pleckstrin domain protein 2
Cellular component (GO): cytoskeleton
Molecular function (GO): cytoskeletal protein binding; guanyl-nucleotide exchange factor activity
Source: RefSeq, a predicted model, not a curated record
UCCAUCGGGGCUAUUUAAAGUCAGGGAAGGCAAAUCUCCAGCCGCACCGCCCACAAUCCUCGGCCACGUCCCAGCCAAUGGGAGCACGAGAGAGUCCGCCCCAGCCAAUGAGAGACGAGCCCGAGGACGCACUCCGUCGGCAGAAGGCGACCGUGGCGUGGAGCGGUGUCCUCCGCGCUGUAACAAACCUUUAAGUUAACGUUUAGUUUCGAUACGGACGGAGUGAGGCGAGCGAGGGCGGGGAGCUGCUGUGAGGCAGAACAUGGGGGACCUCGAGGGUUCAUACCGGGCCCUGCAGACCCCCGGCGUGCGGCUGGGAGCGCAGUUCAACCCCGGCGUCAGCACGCUGGAGCCGGGCCACAGCCUCGGCGGCACCCCGGCCGGCAGGAGCCCCGGCCGAGAGCUGCAGAUCCGUGUGCAGGGCCUGGACGACUCCCAGGAGUUCUUCAAUGUCGACACAAAGGCUCUUGGACAGUACCUCCUCUCUGAGGUUUUCUUGAGAGGGAAUCUCAUAGAGCGGGAUUACUUUGGCCUGGAGUUUCAGAACUUGCAGAUGAACUGGGCUUGGCUGGAACCCACCAAACCCAUAGUGAGACAAGUCCGGAGGCCGGCAAAUGCGCUUUUCAGGCUGUCUGUGAAGUUCUUCCCUCCAGACCCGGGUCAGCUGCAGGAGGAGUACACCAGGUACCUGUUCUCGCUGCAGAUGAAAAGAGAUCUGAUGGAAUCCAGGUUGAUCUGCACAGAAAAUACCGGAGCCCUGCUGGCCUCUCACCUCGUCCAGUCGGAGAUUGGCGACUACGACGACGCGGCGGACCGGGACUUCCUUAAGUCGACCCAGCUGUUGCCGUAUCAAGAGAAGGUGCAGGAGCGGAUCAUGGAGCUGCACCGACGGCACCUCGGCCAGACUCCCGCUGAAUCAGAUUUCCAAAUCCUGGAGAUUGCGCGUAAACUGGAGAUGUACGGCGUCCGCUUCCACCCAGCGGCCGACCGGGAAGGCUCCAAGAUCAACCUGGCCGUUGCUCACAUGGGCCUUCAGGUGUUUCAGGGCAACACCAAAAUAAACACCUUCAAUUGGUCCAAGAUUCGCAAACUGAGCUUCAAGAGAAAGCGGUUCCUGAUCAAGCUCUACCCGGAGGUUCACGGGCCCCAUCAGGACACGCUGGAGUUCCUGAUGGCCAGUCGCGACCAGUGUAAGAUCUUCUGGAAGAUCUGCGUGGAAUACCACUCGUUUUUCCGCAUGUUCGACCAACCCCAGCCCAAAUCCAAAGCCAUCCUCUUCACCAGAGGCUCUUCCUUCAGAUACAGUGGACGGACCCAGAAGCAGCUCGUCGACUACGUCAGGGAAAGCGGUGCGAAGAGAACUCCGUACCAGAGGAGGAACAGUAAAGUCCGAAUGUCUGCUCGCUCCCUCGCCACCGAUGUGCCAAAACAGAGCUUGUCGUUCAACGACAGUCUCUGUGCCCCAGGCUCCGCCUCCUCCGCCACCGUGUCCUUCUCCCCGGCGCGCAGCCCCCCACGGACUGAGCUCCAGCCGCGGGGGGCUGCGCCCACGCCGAGCUGGUCCCCGGCCUCGCCGCAGCAGCUCCAGCUUCAGUCCCCUCUGCAGGCCGCCAGACCCCCGAGCCCUCCGAAGGAAGAACCCGCCAAGGCCGCGUCCCCGUCUCACUUCGCUUUUCAAGAUUCCGCUGCAGACAGCCCUCAGGCCUCCCCCGUCAGCUCCAAAGGCCCCCUCUGCUUGUCCCCCUCCUUCCAGAUGUCCACCCUCAGCCUGCCGGGCCAGAACCCGUCGCCCCUGCAGAGCCCCGUCCUGGGCGAGGGUGGCAGUAAUCCCAGGCUCGAGGAGGAAGAGGAGGGCAGGAGGAAGCGAUAUCCCACCGACAAGGCCUACUUCAUCGCCAAAGAGAUUCUGACCACAGAGCGAACAUACCUGAAGGACCUCGAGGUCAUCACUGUGUGGUUCCGCAGCGCCGUGAUCAAAGAGAACGCCAUGCCCGAAGUCCUGAUGAACCUCCUCUUCUCCAACAUCGACCCCAUCUACGAGUUCCACCGGGGCUUCCUCAAGGAGCUGGACCAGAGACUGGCUCUCUGGGAGGGACGCUCCAACGCUCACGUCAAGGGGGACUUCCAGAGGAUCGGCGACGUGAUGCUGGGGAACAUGUGCGCUCUCAAGGAAUUCACCGGCUUCCUGCAGAAACACGACGAGGUGCUGACCGAGCUGGAGAAAGCCAGCAAGAGGCUGAAGAAGCUGGAGACGGUCUACAAGGAGUUUGAGCUGCAGAAGGUGUGCUACCUGCCCCUCAAUACCUUCCUGCUCAAGCCCAUCCAGCGCCUCAUGCACUACAAGCUCAUCCUGGAGCGGCUGUGCAAGCACUAUUCCCCCGCCCACCGCGACCACGACGACUGCAAGGAGGCUCUGAAGGAAGUGGCGGAGAUCGCCGCCCAGCUCCAGAGCAGCCUGAUCCGCCUGGAGAACUUCCAGAAGCUGACGGAGCUGCAGAGAGACCUGAUCGGCAUAGAGAACCUGACUGGGCCGGGCAGGGAGUUCAUACGAGAGGGGUGUCUGUACAAACUCACAAAGAAAGGCCUGCAGCAGAGGAUGUUUUUCCUGUUCUCCGACAUGCUCCUCUACACGAGCAAAGGCGUCACGGCGACCAACCAGUUCAAAGUGCACGGCCAGCUGCCCCUUCACGGCAUGAUCCUCAUAGUGCUGGAUACACCGGUUGAGGAGAGCGAAAACGAGUGGUCGGUCCCUCACUGCUUCACCAUCUACUCUGCUCAGAGGACCGUCGUCGUGGCCGCCAGCUCUAGAGUGGAGAUGGGGAAGUGGAUUGAGGACCUGAACUUGGCCAUUGACCUGGCAAAGAAAUCCCAGGAGAAGUCCAGCAUCUUCCUUGACGCAGGACUCGGCGAUCACUCCAACCGGUCGUCCGACGAGGUGUCUCUGGAGCAGGAGUCGGAGGACGACAUGAACUCGUCGCACACGUCGCUGGACAAGCAGACGCACCACCGCGCCAACACCACCAUGCACGUGUGCUGGCACCGUAACACCAGCGUGUCUAUGUCCGAUCACAGCCAGGCUGUGGAGAACCAGCUGUCCGGUUACCUCCUGAGGAAGUUCAAGAACAGCAACGGCUGGCAGAAGCUCUGGGUGGUCUUCACCAACUUCUGCUUGUUCUUCUACAAGACUCACCAGGACGACUUCCCCCUGGCCAGCCUGCCCCUGCUCGGCUACACGGUGAGCACCCCCGACGAGACGGACGGCAUUCACAAGGACUACGUCUUCAAGCUGCAGUUCAAGUCCCACGUUUACUUUUUCCGGGCGGAGAGCGAGUACACCUUCGAAAGAUGGAUGGAGGUGAUCAAGAGCGCGGCCAGCACCACGGGCCGGAUGAGCCUGCUCGUGCCCAAAGGAGGUCCCGCGGAGAUGAACGGGAACUGAAGGGGGUGCCGCCCCCGCACCUGGAGGCUGGGCCUCCCGGGGCAUCCGAGAGGCCGCCGCGUUUUCUUUUUUGGGGGCAUAUUUUUACGGGGAGCAAAUAUUCUGACGAUAGCAAACGGAGGCUGAAAGACGCAGCCGGUUAAAAGUAUUUAACAUUUGUCAGCCUACGGAUUUCAUUCUAACGUUUGUGUCAGCAUACAGGACAUAAGAAAGGGAGAUUUUUUUUAUACAGUUUAAUUUUAAUUUUGUUACAUGUGUUUGUUCACAUAAAUUACUGUCAUAUGGGACCAACUCUAACACAAAAGGGGCUUUUACUCAUUAGCGCGCCAUGACUGAAGCUGCGUUGAGAUGCGCAUUAUGCCCAGCGUGUGGGGGGGGACAAAUGAAGGUACACGGUUAUAUGUGCUCUCCAUUGGAGGCGUGUGUGUGUGUGUGUGCGUGUGCGUGUGCAUGCUUGAUGAUGACCAGCAGAAAGUUCUCGGGAUGUUGAAGCAGGUUUUAAGUCGUUACGUUUUUUGCGAUGCAUGGGAAGUUUGGAGAAAAUGUGACCCGCACGUGAUUUCGGUUUGCAGGCAUUUGGCAGCAUUUGUGAGAAGAUGAUGAUUCUUUUUUCGAUGAAUAAAGCUGAAGUAUUAGUGAGCAGCCAUUUUUCGCUGAGGCGUUCCUGUCUGUGGGAGGCGAUUUCAGAUGAAGGGAGCUGCUUUAAUGUGUAGUCGGGCAGCGUGACGGCCAGUUGGGUGCUACAUUUGUCUUUUUAAUGUCAAACGUAUCCUGUUUUUAUUCUUCGGGUUAGGGAUAACAACUUGAGGACAUGUUGUGCAGUAGUGACCCAAGUGUGCAAAGGUUGCAGGGCUUCUCCUCUAAAGGCGAGACACAAGGACACAUUUUGAAGUAAUCCUACGAGGUGAUGAAGUCCUGCUGCAUGCCGGGCUCAUGGGAGACACCAACGCCAUUUAUUGACUGUUAUUUGGUGCACGCGUAAAAUUAAUCGGGAUGUUUUAAUGUGUGUGUGUGUGUGUGUGUGUGUGUCUGCGCGCGUGCGCCAUCUCCGAACCGUCUUGACUUUCUGUGUGAGCGGUCAACUGUUAACAAGCGGUACAUGUUACUCCUAUUUAUUGUUUAGCGUCAUCAGGGCCGUUGCUCCCGCAUGCCCCCCCAUGUAGUUAUCAUGUUAUUAUUGUUAUUACAUUGAAGAAAACUAACGAAUAAAACAAACGUUGGAAUCAC